AUGAGCCGAGAAGGGUCGGCAUCACAGUUGGUCUCGGGACCGGUUUCUUCUCCCACAGCUCGAGCGCCAAAACCUGGAGCAUCCCAGUCGACAUCAAAAUGGAAUCCGCAGAUUUUAGGAUCGAGGUUUGCCGUAGAUGCAGUCAGCGCAGCUGGGUCUGCGGCAUUGAUAUGUCCGCUUAUCACCAUUAUUGACAAGUCUAUUAUUGAGAAAGCUGCGAAGGGUCUUCCCAUCUUCCAUAGUCUUAAAUCGUCACUGGUCGCGAUCGUCAAACGGCCUCAUAGUUUUCUCAUUUCAACACCGUUUCUCCUCAUAUACACCCUUUACGGAUCCACAUACUUAACAGCUAAUGUCAUCGACACCAUUACGUCGACAAUGGAUGACCGCAAAUUUGCCCAUGUCUCAGCGGGCCCUGCCAAAUUCAUUUGUACGGCUGUUGUCAAUAUGUCCAUAUGCGUUUACAAAGACGCUCGAUUUGCGCGUAUAUUUGGAGCGCAGGGCACCGCUCCAGCGCCGAGCACACCACCAAAGUCGACGGGAAUGCAAAAUCUGAAGCAAAAUUCUUCUCAGAGCGUUCCUUCUGUAUCCACUACCAAACCUUCUUCUCAGACUUUGCCAAUGCCUAAACGCUCAUUUGCUCUUUUCUGCCUCCGCGACAGUAUGACAAUAUUCGCAUCCUUCAACCUCCCCACACUUCUUUCGCCCCACAUCCCAGAUAUCCUCGCCUCCACGCCAUCCUCCAAAUCUGCUCUGGCCCAAUUCUCCAUCCCGGCGUCCGUCCAGUUUUUCAGCACACCGUUUCAUCUGUUAGGUCUGGAUCUUUACAAUCGCCAACCACCCGGAGGGUUAAAUGCAGCAGAUAGAUGGGCCCGGGUCAAAAGGGAUUGGGCACCAAGCGUCAUGGCUCGUAUUGGACGAAUAGUCCCCGCUUACGGAUUCGGUGAUAUAAACUACAAAGUACCGCCGUCCAUCCUCUCCAACCGGUUCCAAUCUUAA
Histoplasma mississippiense is the source of this 996-nucleotide messenger RNA. RefSeq lists its product as hypothetical. The transcript has 4 exons. Lineage: Eukaryota; Fungi; Ascomycota; Eurotiomycetes; Onygenales; Ajellomycetaceae. Bases 1 to 996 code for a protein of 331 amino acids. Gene Ontology annotation, cellular component: mitochondrion. The record is from RefSeq and is a predicted model, not a curated record.